Molecule: messenger RNA, 3297 nt
Organism: Ilex paraguariensis (yerba mate)
Lineage: Eukaryota; Viridiplantae; Streptophyta; Magnoliopsida; Aquifoliales; Aquifoliaceae
Source: the annotation of a GenBank genome assembly
AUGGGGGUGAAAAUGGAGAAGAAGGAGGAUGUACCAUCAUCAACCAAUUUCUUCUCCCUCAAAACAUUCAAGCUGAAAACGAAGCAACAGGAGCUGUUGAUCCGGGUCACGAUCCUCUUCUUGGUCUAUAUUUUGGCUUUUAUCACUAGGCUUUUCAGUGUGCUACGUUACGAGAGCAUGAUCCACGAGUUCGAUCCCUACUUCAAUUACCGUACCACUCUGUUCUUGACUCAGAAGGGUUUUUACGAGUUCUGGAACUGGUUUGAUUCCGAGUCUUGGUACCCAUUGGGUCGGAUCAUUGGUGGGACUCUCUACCCCGGUCUCAUGGUCACUGCUGCUCUGAUUUAUUGGGCUUUGCGAUUCCUCAGGUUUGCAGUCCACAUUCGUGAGGUCUGUGUAUUGACUGCCCCAUUCUUUGCGUCCAACACCACUCUAGUUGCAUACUUCUUUGGGAAAGAGCUUUGGGAUUCAGGCGCCGGGCUUGUCGCUGCAGUGUUGAUUGCCAUUUGUCCCGGUUACAUCUCGAGGUCUGUGGCAGGGUCGUAUGAUAAUGAGGGGGUUGCAAUUUUUGCUCUACUGCUUACAUUCUAUCUGUUUGUUAAGGCAGUGAAUACGGGUUCCCUCGCUUGGGCUUUGGCCUCAGCUUUUGGGUACUUCUACAUGGUUUCUGCAUGGGGUGGCUAUGUUUUUAUAAUUAAUUUGAUCCCGCUGUAUGUGAUGGUUCUGUUGAUUACUGGGAGAUAUUCAAUGAGGUUGUAUGUAGCAUAUAAUUGCAUGUAUGUGUUAGGGAUGUUGCUCGCAAUGCAGAUUCGAUUUGUGGGUUUUCAGCAUGUUCAGUCUGGAGAGCAUAUGGCUGCGAUGGGUGUGUUUUUCUUGAUGCAGGUAUUUUACUUCCUAGAUUGGGUCAAGCAUUUGCUAAACGAUCCAAAGCUGUUUCAAGCCUUUUUGAGAAUCACUGUGACAUGUGCAGUAAGUUUGGGUGCUGUUGCUUUUGGAUUGGGCACAGCAUCUGGGUAUAUCUCCCCAUGGACAGGUCGAUUUUACUCUCUCCUGGAUCCAACUUAUGCAAAAGAUCACAUUCCCAUAAUAGCAUCUGUCUCUGAGCAUCAGCCUACGGCGUGGUCAUCUUUCAUGUUUGAUUUCCAUAUACUGCUUUUCCUUUUCCCAGCCGGCCUGUAUUUCUGCUUCAAGCGGUUGUCUGAUGCCACAAUAUUUGUAGUGAUGUAUGGUCUCACAAGCAUGUAUUUCGCUGGUGUCAUGGUUCGUUUAAUUCUUGUUGCUACACCUGCAGUAUGCCUUAUUAGUGCUAUUGCAGUCUCAGCCAGUGUAAAGAAUUUAACUCAGUUGGUCAGGGCAAAGAGCAAGUUUACUCAUACUGGUUCUGGCAAAGGAACGACUUCUGCAAAGGCUUCUUCUAAGUGUCGCAUGCGUAUGUUGUUUAUUCUGACCAUUGAAUGGGUUGCUUACCAAUUUAUCAGGUUUGCAGUCCACAUUCGUGAGGUCUGUGUAUUGACUGCCCCAUUCUUUGCGUCCAACACCACUCUAGUUGCAUACUUCUUUGGGAAAGAGCUUUGGGAUUCAGGCGCCGGGCUUGUCGCUGCAGUGUUGAUUGCCAUUUGUCCCGGUUACAUCUCGAGGUCUGUGGCAGGGUCGUAUGAUAAUGAGGGGGUUGCAAUUUUUGCUCUACUGCUUACAUUCUAUCUGUUUGUUAAGGCAGUGAAUACGGGUUCCCUCGCUUGGGCUUUGGCCUCAGCUUUUGGGUACUUCUACAUGGUUUCUGCAUGGGGUGGCUAUGUUUUUAUAAUUAAUUUGAUCCCGCUGUAUGUGAUGGUUCUGUUGAUUACUGGGAGAUAUUCAAUGAGGUUGUAUGUAGCAUAUAAUUGCAUGUAUGUGUUAGGGAUGUUGCUCGCAAUGCAGAUUCGAUUUGUGGGUUUUCAGCAUGUUCAGUCUGGAGAGCAUAUGGCUGCGAUGGGUGUGUUUUUCUUGAUGCAGGUAUUUUACUUCCUAGAUUGGGUCAAGCAUUUGCUAAACGAUCCAAAGCUGUUUCAAGCCUUUUUGAGAAUCACUGUGACAUGUGCAGUAAGUUUGGGUGCUGUUGCUUUUGGAUUGGGCACAGCAUCUGGGUAUAUCUCCCCAUGGACAGGUCGAUUUUACUCUCUCCUGGAUCCAACUUAUGCAAAAGAUCACAUUCCCAUAAUAGCAUCUGUCUCUGAGCAUCAGCCUACGGCGUGGUCAUCUUUCAUGUUUGAUUUCCAUAUACUGCUUUUCCUUUUCCCAGCCGGCCUGUAUUUCUGCUUCAAGCGGUUGUCUGAUGCCACAAUAUUUGUAGUGAUGUAUGGUCUCACAAGCAUGUAUUUCGCUGGUGUCAUGGUUCGUUUAAUUCUUGUUGCUACACCUGCAGUAUGCCUUAUUAGUGCUAUUGCAGUCUCAGCCAGUGUAAAGAAUUUAACUCAGUUGGUCAGGGCAAAGAGCAAGUUUACUCAUACUGGUUCUGGCAAAGGAACGACUUCUGCAAAGGCUUCUUCUAAGGCUUCAAUCGACCAGUCAUUACCUUUCCAGAGAAAUGGUGCUAUUGUGUUACUUGUUGGUGCUUUUUACUUGCUCAGUAGAUAUGCCACCCACUGUACAUGGGUUACAUCGGAGGCAUACUCGUCUCCCUCAAUUGUCUUGGCCGCAAGGGGUGCCCAUGGCAACAGGGUCAUAUUUGAUGAUUACCGUGAGGCAUACUUUUGGCUUCGGCAGAAUACUCCUUCAGAUGCUAAAGUUAUGUCAUGGUGGGACUAUGGUUACCAGAUUACUGCCAUGGGAAACAGAACUGUGAUUGUAGAUAACAACACCUGGAACAACACACAUAUUGCUACUGUGGGACGUGCUAUGUCAUCUUAUGAGGACGAAGCAUAUGAGAUAAUGAGGUCACUGGACGUGGAUUAUGUGUUAGUUGUUUUUGGAGGUGUCACUGGCUAUUCUUCUGAUGACAUUAACAAAUUUUUGUGGAUGGUGAGAAUUGGAGGUGGGGUUUUCCCUGUCAUCAAGGAACCAGAUUACCUUGUCAAUGGCGAGUACCGUGUUGACAAAGGUGCAGCACCUAAGAUGUUGAACUGUCUUAUGUACAAGCUAUCUUACUAUCGAUUUGGAGAGGUGACAACAGAAUAUGGCAAACCUCCAGGGUAUGAUAGAGCAAGGGGGGUUGAAAUAGGAAAUAAGGAUGUGAAGCUUGAAUACUUGGAAGAGGCAUUCACGACAUCUAAUUGGAUAGUUCGGAUAUACAAAGUCAAACCGCCAAAUAAUAGAUGGUGA